Suillus plorans is the source of this 1787-nucleotide messenger RNA. Its product is annotated as WD40-repeat-containing domain protein. The record is from RefSeq and is a predicted model, not a curated record. Gene Ontology annotation, molecular function: protein binding. NCBI's taxonomy places the organism in Eukaryota, Fungi, Basidiomycota, Agaricomycetes, Boletales, Suillaceae. The coding region runs from base 251 to 1642 and encodes 463 amino acids. The transcript has 4 exons.
GUUUCAUUAUGUUCGCCACGCUAGCAUGAUUUGAAUUGAGUGAAUUACCAUACCUGUUAGGAAUCAACCAUUAGCGCUGCCUCAUGGAAUCCAUGCUUGCCAUGCACAUAAGACCCAUCCUCGUUGUUUGCUUGCUACCAACAAGGAACAAGUAGAACAAGCAGUAAGUUCUGGUCAACUGUUCCCGUCCUUUUUGAUCAUGAACCGAGUCAGCCAGACAAAGCGCAAAGAAGCCUCACAGUAACGAGCUAUGUCUCCCGAAUUCCUUGCGACGCCUAUCAUCGAGGAAGCUAUGACUUCUGAUUCUGAAGUCCCUGCGCUGCCGGCUACUGAAGAAGCUCAGGACCCAACUCAAACCGAAAAUUCAGCUCCGAAGCAAGAAUUUGUAGGCCACGAGGACUAUGUUUGGGCUUUUGUCUUCUUGCACGACAAUAUCCACAUCGUGAGUGGCUCGUGGGACGGCACGAUGCGCAAGUGGGACUGCGACACGGGGCUUCUUGUCGGACAACCAUGGACAGGCAAGGGAGGCUGCAUACAUGCAUUAGCACUUUCACCGGACGGAAGGACAGUUGCGUGUGGAAGGAUGGACGGAAGCGUUCAGCGGUGGGACACCGACAGUGGAAAGAUGAUUGAAGACGUUUGGACGGGUCAUAGCCGGGAAGUAAGGUCACUGUCGUGGUCACCCAACGGAGACCAUAUUGCAAGUGGGUCCAGAGAUGGGACAAUCCUAAUCCGAAAAUUAGACAGUGGACAAACCGAGAUGGGCCCGAUCAAGACGGGGCAGCGUUGGGUGAAUGUUCUUGUGUAUUCACCUUCAGGCGACAAAAUCGCAUCAGGCGGGUUGAAUGAGACGAUCUGCAUUUGGGAUACAAAAACAGGCGAGCUCGUUCUCGGCCCCAUCGAAGAACUGGGGGCCAGUGUUACGUCGUUGUUGUGGUCGUCGGAAAGCAAAAAAGUUUACGCCGCUUCAGACAAAUUUGUGCGUGUUUUCGACAGUAAUUCAGGUAUCGAACUUCAUCGCUUCGAGCACGACGAUUUGGUGAAUUCUAUCGCGCUUUCACCCAAACACAAUGUACUGGCCUGCGUGGGCCAGCCAGGUGUUGCACAACUAUGGGACACAGAGUCCUAUGAACCAUUACUCCGUCAGUCAUUCAUUGACCGCCAAACUCUUCGCUGCGUAGCAUUCUCUCGAGAUGGGAGAUACCUAGCAAGUAGCGGACUUGACAAAAAACUCACCCUGUGGGUGGUAAAAGACAUGGUCCCUGAGCUUACAGUAAGUGUUUGCACGCCCAUACUGCAAGUUGACAAGCUAUACAGUAGGAAACUCAACCCCAGUCACCAACACCAUCUUGCCUCGACGUCGAUGUUACAAAUCCUCAAUCAAGGAGCGAUGUGUUCACCGACGACGAGUCGGAUACUUCAUACGGUGAUUGCUUUCAGACUGACCAGCCCUAUCAUCCUUCGGCACCAUCUUCAGGACCCUAUCGUCGUUCCCGGAAUCACAAUCUAUCCCCCACUCAGCGCUUCUGGAACACUAUUACUGUCCCUUCUCGACGCCACUUGCCAGCAAAUGAGUCCACCGCGCUGCAACCACGUCCCAAGCACAGUUUCUUUGCACAAUACACUGGCCCGCAGCCCGUAACAGUCGCAUCUGGAGGGGAAAAAAGUAGGAUCUACGUAGAACGUCCGCCUGUGAAGAUUAACACUCAAACUGGUCAGUCAUCUUCAACGAUAACUCAGCCUACAGCGCAGCCACGUUCGAUGUCACGGCCUCAGACUCAGACUCA